Candidozyma duobushaemuli is the source of this 1266-nucleotide messenger RNA. RefSeq lists its product as uncharacterized. Lineage: Eukaryota; Fungi; Ascomycota; Pichiomycetes; Serinales; Metschnikowiaceae. The record is from RefSeq and is a predicted model, not a curated record. The coding region runs from base 1 to 1266 and encodes 421 amino acids. The transcript has a single exon.
AUGUCCGACUGCCAUAUUGAAAGUUUUGUAGUGCUCGAAGAAUUCAACAAAGAUUCUUUUGAUGCGCUGAAGGUUGCAAAUUCUGUUCAUGAUACAAUCGAGCAUUUUGCAGCCAGCUAUGUGGGACACUCCACCCAGACUUUUGAAACCGCUCAUACCAUUUGUGCCAUCACAGAAGCCAGAUUUCGUUUUGCAGGUCCUACUGCCGAAGCACAAAAGAUCAAUGCUUCUUUGUAUGAAGAAACCGCUCGGAUCAAGCCUUCUCAGGAAAGACCCAUGAGGAUUGAAUAUGUGGUUCGUGGCGAUUCGAGAAAGUUCCAGUCCUUUCAUGGAUACUGUGAGUUCAAUUGCAACGGAAGACAGUUUGAUUACAAGAAGGAGCUUUUUCCAAUGACAAAAGCACUUUAUGGAGAGAAGAGUAAGCCGAAUCAGGCAAGCAUUACCGGUCCAGAUGGAGCAGUCAUUAAAAUGAAUUCUGACUUCUUCCUGCCCUUUUAUGGGUCUCACGAAUGCAGCAGAAUCGUGGUUCCCAAAACAAGAAUCAGCAGUUUUCUAGAUGUCUGUUUGGAAAGCACAGAUAAGGCAAAUCUCGUCAUCACCAACGUCACAGUCGAGCUCCACAGGCUCACCUAUACAAAACACGAAAAGCAAAACACAAUUUUCUUUCCGCUGAAACCCGUUACAAAGCACAGUUAUGUGACUAUUUCCAGCAGAGACUGUUUCAAGAAAUUGGGCCAAUCUGACGAUUCAGAAAAAGACUGUGUCCCUGUUUCUCCAAAGCUUUUGAGAGGCGCUUUGCCCAUUUUAGAGCCCACUCUUUACUGCAACGACUCCAUGAGAAGUUAUGGCAUCAAGGUGAAGGUGACACUUUUACAUCUCCACCAUUCUUCGUGGACACAAACUUUGGAGAAUUUUGUUGAAGUCCAGGUUGGCUCGCUUUGUUUUGACAAGCCCAAGAUUCAAAAUAUCCCAUUUUUAGGCGAAAGACAGAAGACUGAGCGUCUCAGAUCCAUUGAGGUUUUCGACAGAUUCAGGUUUAGUCCAGGUCUAGUCACUGAGGGUCUUGUGAAUAAGGCCAAAAGAAAGGGUCUUCUUUACCAUCAGCACAAGUGUGAGACCAUCACGGACGAUGCUUCUGUGACGAUUUUCUCGACUGUUCUGGCGAAAGUUCCCAGAAUGAGUGGCAUUGAGCAGAAGGAGAGAGAUUCUCGGGUUCGGUUGGAAAAUCUUGCUUUUGCGGGAAGUCCCAAGAGAGCAAAGCUAUAG